Molecule: messenger RNA, 2901 nt
Organism: Lindgomyces ingoldianus
Lineage: Eukaryota; Fungi; Ascomycota; Dothideomycetes; Pleosporales; Lindgomycetaceae
Product: Ent-kaurene synthase
Exons: 5
Biological process (GO): diterpenoid biosynthetic process
Molecular function (GO): terpene synthase activity; magnesium ion binding
Source: RefSeq, a predicted model, not a curated record
GAGGCAUGGGGGCUAGUACACUUCCUCGCAACACAAUGCGAUUCGCAGCAUGGGCUCGGUACUAUGUCGCCUGCAACAUACGAUACCGCAUGGGUGGCGAUGACGGAGAAGAAAGGUGAAGAUGGGAGGAUUCGGACUCUGUUUCCAGAAGCCUACGACUACCUCAAGGCAACACAAUCUGAGGAUGGAUCCUGGGCAGCAGAAACGUCGGAUGCGGAUGGUAUCAUCAAUACCUUGGCAGCUCUUCUGGCCUUGAAACGACAGGAGCGGCAAUAUGAAGCUGCUCGAGCGGACAAUGAAAGACGAUGUCGAGCAGCCGAAGACUCUCUUCGUCGCCUGUUGGGGAAAUGGGAUCUCGAUGCCACAGACAGGGUUGGUUUGGAAGUUCUAGUCCCAAAUUUGCUUCGAUUAUUAGAAAUUGAGGGAGUCCAAUUCGAUUUCCCAUCCAGGAAGCCAUUGAUGGCGUUGAACGCAGCGAAACUGGCUACGUUGGGCCCGAUCCUCACGAGCCCAGUACAGACGACUCUUAUCCACACACUGGAAGCUUUCGUUGGUACUUUAGAUUUCGACAAAGUCAAGCAGCACAAGAUGCCGAAUGGGUCCAUGUUGGCUUCACCUUCCUCUACUGCGGCGUAUUUGAUGAAUUCAACUACGUGGGACAAUGAUGCUGAAGCGUAUCUUCGCACAGUCUUCGAGCAACAAACGGUAAUUGGCAACAAAGGAGGUUUUCCCUCGGCGUUUCCAAGCCCUAUUUUCGAAAUCUCCUGGGUAAUUGACACCCUCCUGGAAUCUGGUUUUGAUAAGGAGGAUUUCUUGCGGGAGGAUAUCCGAAAAUUGACAGUGUUUCUCGAGACAAACUUAAAGUCGCAGAAGGGUAUCGUCGGAUUCGCGCCCUCAUCCUUGCCUGACGCCGACGAUACCGCCAAGACGAUAUCCGCUCUGAGGUUAUUGGGCUGGGAUCACAGCGUAGAUCCAAUGCUCAAAGCAUUCGAAGCAGAUUCGUCUUUUAUCACGUAUCGGGGUGAGCGUAAUGCUAGCAGUAGUGCGAACUGUAAUAUUCUUUCAUGUCUCCUCCGAACUCCCGAGCCAGCCAGAUAUACAAAGCAGAUCGUUAAAUGCGUAACGUUUCUGAGCAAGACCUGGAUGGAGAAUAACGGACCGGAUAAAUGGCAUACGUCAGUACAAUACCCAAUGAUGCUGGUUGCUCAAGCUUUCGUGCUAUUUUUGAAACGGUGGGGGAAAAAGGAGCUCGACAUGGACGCAAUCCCUCUGCAAGUGAUUUACCAAGACAUCCCUCGGACGUUGCUUGAUAUCCUCGGACGAACAAUGAGGCUGCAGCUAGCUGAUGGCUCGUGGGAAUCGAAGAGAGAAGUAACCGCUUAUGCUAUCUUGACACUCGCCCCCCUAUUGAGUUUACCUUGGGUGGACUUCUUGAAACCGGAGGGCAUCGCUUGCAUGUACCGUGGGAAAGCGUACCUCGAGGACCACCGUAAUCACUGGAGAAACGCCGAGGUACUUUGGAUUGAGAAGACAGCAUACUCGUCCAGUAGCCUGUCCCAAGCAUACUGUUUAGCUGCAUCGAAGAUUAUAGUGCCAACAGCGUUCAUCUCGCAAAAGGUUGUGGACCUAUUCCCGGCUCAAUUGAAUAAGAAGAUGUGCAAAAUGUCCGGAUUCUUUUCCACAGUCUUCCCAUUUUCCCAAGCGCCGAAGUGGAAACUACAACUUUCGCUGUUGCAGAGCGCACAAUUUGCCGUCGCGCUUAAGCAGGCUCGAUACAAGAUUUUCCCACCGAUAGAGAAAGCCAGCGAUGAGAAAUAUCAAGAGUACAUCCCCUUCACAUGGAUUGGUUGUAGAGAUUUCCUAUCUACGUCCAUACCAGCAGAGACGCUAUGGGAAAUGAUGGUAGUAUCCAUGUUCAACUUUCAGGUUGAUGCGUAUAUGGAAACCGUCGUGUGGGAUCAGUAUCGAGAAAGGCUGCCAGCCUUAAAGGCCUUCAUCCGUGCACUAUGUUCUGGAGCCCCGACCCAGCAGCGUAGGGAUAGCAAAGGAAAGGGGUUAAGCGGCAUCAGCGAAGAGCAUGAAGCGUCGGCUGAGAUACAGAACGGGGCGAAAGCGGCCAACGGAAAAGGCUUCCAGGAUAGGUAUCAAACAGAGCCGGUGAAGCGUCUUAUACGGGAUUUAGAGGCGGGUGUAGUCAACAACCGGAAGGAGAAGGAUGACAAUGUGGAAGAAGUGCUCACCAAAUUUGUCAACUAUGCUCUGCAGCAUCCCAAAGUCGUGUCAAGCCCACCAGCGCUGCGGGCUUGGCUUGCGCAGGAGAUGCAGACAUUCCUUCUAGCUCACGUCACACAUAUGGAGGAUUGCGCUGAGUUGCCAGAGUCAUCGGAAACUUCGAAUGGGACUUUGAUGUGGGUUAGACCGCGGACGACAUUCUUUGACUGGGUGCGCACGACUUCGGCCGAUCACACGAGCUGUCCGUACUCAUUCGUCUUCUACUUGUGUCUGAUCAGCGAGAGCGGACAGCACAUUAUUUCCAACAUGCACCAGAGAUAUGCGCUUGAAGAUGCCUGCCACCACCUCGCUACGAUGUGCCGACAGUACAACGACUUCGGCUCAGUAGUGCGUGACCAGGAAGAAAAAAACCUAAACAGCGUCAACUUUCCAGAAUUCAACACUUCCAUACCAAAGGGACAGAUCAUGAGCGCCACGGAUCUUACCGAACAGCGGAAGAGGGAUUUGUUGAUUGUUGCUGAGUACGAGCGACGUUGCUUGACAAGGGUUGUGGGAGAGCUAGAAGAGAGCUUGGAUGUGGCCGUGAUGAAGAAGCUGAAGCUUUUCAUCCAGGUGACAGACCUCUAUGGUCAGAUAUACGUGGCUCGCGAUAUCGGGAUUCGUCGGGAA